UAUCUUGGCCGGUCCAGUUGUUUGAACUGGCCACUGAAUGAACCAAACUUUGUCAACUUCUUUUCCCAUUUACAGACCAGCACUUAUUCAGACUCCAAAGUGUUCAUUUCCCCAGCACAGGGACACUGCUUGUAGUAGUGGAGGUAGAGGUUCUAUUUUAUGGAAGAAUCUCAGACAUCCUAGACUUAGACUUCUGUAGAGGUCUUUUGCUUCUUACACAAAGAAGCCCUGUUCUGAAGUGCCUCAUUGAGAGGAGAGCUCCCCAUCUCAGCCUGUAGAGCUCAUCUGGAACUAGGAGGAGCUGCUGGCAAGGUGCCCAUUGCUGUGUAGGUUCCUGCGUGCAGGAUCUUGGUGAGCAGAACAGCAGCCAUGCCGCCUGCCAUGGGAGGACCCCAGGGGUACACCCCUCCAGAGGGGGGCUGGGGCUGGGCAGUAGUGGUGGGAGCCUUCAUCUCCAUCGGCUUCUCCUAUGCCUUUCCCAAGUCCAUAACCGUCUUCUUCAAGGAGAUUGAGGUCAUUUUCGACUGCACCAGCAGCCAGGUGUCAUGGAUCUCCUCCAUCAUGCUGGCAGUGAUGUAUGCCGGAGGUCCUAUCAGCAGUAUCCUGGUUAAUAAGUAUGGGAGUCGUCCCGUCAUGAUGUGUGGAGGAUUCCUGUCCGGCUGUGGACUGAUUGCUGCCUCCUUCUGCAACUCAGUGGAAGGACUUUACUUCUGUGUGGGAGUGGUCGGAGGUUUGGGACUGGCAUUCAAUCUGAACCCAGCCCUUACUAUGAUUGGGAAGUACUUCUACCAUAAGCGGCCCAUCGCCAAUGGAAUCGCCAUGGCAGGCAGCCCAGUGUUCCUAUCCACCCUGGCCCCUCUCAACAGCUGGUUCUUUGACCAGUUUGGUUGGAGGGGCAGCUUCCUGAUACUGGGAGGCCUGCUGUUCAACUGCUGCGUCGCUGGUUCUCUCAUGAGACCCAUCGGACCAAAACCACAGCCUGCAGUUAAAAGUGAAGAUGCUGCCAAGGAGAGUACGACGUGUGGGCAGAAGUGUAACAGUUUUAUCGACCUCUCGCUGUUCAAACACCGGGGCUUCGUGCUCUACCUCAUGGGUAACGUCAUCAUGUUCUUUGGUCUCUUCUCCCCACUAGUGUUCCUUAGUAACUUUGCCAAGAGCAGGGACAUCCCCAAAGAGAAGGCAGCCUUCCUGCUGUCUGUUCUGGCCUUUGUGGACAUGGUGGCCCGGCCAUCCAUGGGCAUUGUGGCCAAUACAAAGUGGAUACGACCCAGGGUGCAGUACUUCUUUGCCUGCUCUGUGCUGUUGAACGGUGUGUGCCACGUCCUGGCGCCCAUCUCCGUGGACUACACAGGCUUCGUUAUCUAUGCCAUCUUCUUUGGCUUUGCCUUUGGCUGGCUGAGUGCAGUGCUGUUUGAGACUCUCAUGGACCUGGUGGGAACGCAGCGCUUCUCCAGUGCAGUGGGACUGGUCACCAUUGUGGAGUGUGGGCCUGUCUUGUUAGGUCCCCCUAUGUUAGGGAAAUUCAAAGACAUCUACAAUGACUACCAAUACACCUACCAGAGCUGUGGGGUGAUCCUUAUCAUUGCCAGUGUGUUCCUGUUCGUGGGGAUGGGUACCAACUACCGGUUGUUGGACAAAGAGAAAAAGGAGGAGGAAAGGAGAGCUAAACUGGAGGGAAAAGAAGAAGAGACCAACAAGGACAAUGCUUCCAAAGAAGCCACCAAUGACAGGGUGAGAGCAGUUGACGAGACAAAAACGGCAGAAGACAUAAUCUAACUUUCCUUGACAUCAAAUUCACGCAUUCACAUGGUACCUCAAUACAGUCAAUGAGAUAAUGUAGACAUCAAAUUCAUUUAGUUUAAGUCUUUGGCAGAUAGCAAUGUUCAUGUAAACAUAUUUCUUCACCAGUUCCACUUCUGUCAUUGAAUAAUGUAUUAUCAGGAUAAUAUGACUGUGUCAAGAUACAUGUAUGUAUGCAACUUUUUACUGAAAUGUACAACUGCCCUACCAAAAAAUACUAUAUUUUACUGGAGUCCAAAUAGUAAAUUUUCUGCAUAAGUGUUGUGAUAUAUUUUAGAAUAUUAUUAUAUACAGGUAAUUCCUAUGUGUAUAGUGUAUUUGGAAUUUCAGAAGUCCACCUCAAAUAACUACAAUGUACAGUAUUAUUCUGUGAAAGCACUAGUGCUUUUAGAAGGUUUAAUGAAUCACUGUAACAUUUUGUUCACACUGUCAUGAUGAUUGGUAGGUUUCUUUAAUCUCCGAAAGCAUUGUUACAUGAAUAAUCAGGCAUAGUCUCUUGAUAUUCACAGUUCUUCAAUUCAUCUUCAAAACAAUUAUAUUCCCGUGUUGACUGCACAGCUAAAAAGCUAGAGAGACCGAUAACAACACCAAAGAUAAUCCAGUUUGAAGACCUGCAGAAACUGCUUCUGCAAUAUGAUUCCCCGAUCACACUUUUGGAGUUGUCACUAUUUACAAAAAUUGGCUAUAUCCAGGGGCGCAACUUUGAUUUUAGAAGUGGGGGGGGGGGGGACAUAACUAUAGUUAGUUUUUUAAUCCAAUUUUGAAACACUCCAAACAGCCUACUCCAAACAGCCUACCCUUCCACAUGGUCCUAAACCACACCGUUGCCUCAUUUUGUAAUCAUAUUCAAAUGAUAAAAUUAGGGAGGGACAAAAAUGCAAUUUCUAAAUGUGGGGGGGGACAUGUCCCCCCCGUCCCCAGUGAAAGUUGCGGCCCUGGCUAUAUCGUUAAAAUUAUGUAAACAAAAAUGGGCUUUUUGGUAUUCAUUUAAGUUUAGGCAUAAGAUUAGCAUUUUGGUUAAGGUUUGGGUUAAGGUUAGGUUUAUAAUCAGAUUUAAAAAAUAGGAAUUGCAGAAAAAGGCUGGGUUUAGCCAUAUGUAUCACUAUAUGCCUCUGGUAACUAGUGAUGACCACAUUUUUAGCUAGCUAAACUCAUGAGUAGAAACACAUCAUCGGGUCUAACGGUUGUCUUGCGCCAAAAUGGGAAUGUGUAGGCCCUAAAAUCAAUGGCACUAAUUCAAUAUAAAUGAUUUCCGCGAUUUCCGAGCUUCCAGUUGUUUUGAAUGCAGUAUCUGUGACAACACCAAAGACAAUACAACACUCUUGAACUAUGAAGAGUGCAAUUGGGGGCGUUCCUGCAUGUGGGCAUUUCUGCAUCUGUAGGAACCCCUCUUUAUGUGUAAAUUUGUCUCUUUUUUUGCUAGGACUCUGGUCCGCAGGCAGGAGGCGGGGGCACUCCAGUACAGUAUGUGUUAGUUAUGCAUGCCGAAGAGGCAGGGGGACAAUGGCAACUAGUUAGCUAGUAAUGUUAGACAGUGUCCUUCGCCCCAAGCCUGUUGGGCAUUCAUUUCCCGCUGUUCUGUUAACAAGAUCAAGGGCAGUUGUUCGGCAGGCAUUUAGGACCCUGGGUAAUAGCUAGCCAGUUAGUAGGCUAGGACUCUGGUACACAGUAGGUGGGAUAGGUAGCUAGCUAGCACACCGGUACACAGUGUACUUUCCCCUGCAUGUCGGGCACUUUUGUCCGAAGUACUGAUAACGACAGCAAGGGCAGGUUUUCGGCAGGUGUUUAGGACAAUGGGUGCUAACUAGUUAGCUAGCUAGGAUUCCAGCAGGUGUUCGGCAUGCCGGAGCAAAACACACCGUGUGAUAGCUAGCUAGUUAGCUAGGACUCCGGUACACAGCAGCAGAAGAAAGGUUGCUAGUUAACGAUAGCUAGGACACAGGUAGACAGUGUACUUCGCCCAUGCCUGUCAUGCACUAGUGUCCCGCAGUUUUGGUAAUAAUGGCGAGGGCAGGUGGGAAUGAAGGACACUGUGUGCUAGCUUGUUAGCUUACUAGCUAGGACGCCGGAACACAGCUAGCGGGGACGACUCCUGCAGAUAGCUGUCGGGUGCGGUUCCUGCGGAUGAUUGGAAUAUCCAGCUACUACAUUUCUUGCCUUAACCCAUUAGCUAUUUAUCUCCAUUAGGUGGCAGUAUUUACUCUUACGUUAAUGACUCUUGAGCUCCUGAAAGUUUAUCCUCAUCCCGGAGGAAAUUGUUUGCACGUUAUAUUGGAAAAUGACACUGUAUAUCACUGUUACUGAUUGAUUUAAUUUUAAGUAACUUUAAAAAUAUUCCAGACACAACUACCUUGAGGUUGCACUAAUGUCGCCUACUUGAUGAGACUAAAGUCAUAAUUGUGAAUGCAGAAAUCAAGGGUUUGAUCCAAUGAAAGUUGAUAGGCAUUGAUUGUCAUGUGAUGGUACCCUGAUCCAUGAGGGAACAGACAAUCUUUGGUCAUUUUCAUAAUUUUCAUAUGUCCAAGGGCACUUGGAGGGUCUUGAAGGGAUCCAGCUUUUUGUCAGAAUUGACUUUUCAUAUCAGGUCUCGGAGAAAUUACGCAGCAGGUUAGGAGAAUUAGGUGAAGAUUAGGAAAAGGGUUAGGGUUAUCUAAAAUGCGCAAAAGAAGUGUCUACUUUUAACGUACAUUUUCAAAAGCUGGGUCCAAUCUAGACAUUACCGACUUGAAGGGAGGCACUUUGACGUCAACACACGAAGACACUUUUAGUCAUGUGUGUCAUACAUGGAUGAUGACCAUGAUGUGAAUAGUUUUGUGAAAUUUCAAUGAAUGUAUUUUUUUCUUUCCACAAAAAAUAAAACUGAAAUGGGAUGUUGUGUUCAUUAAGAGUUAUUUACUUUGGCCUAAGUAUAAAAUAAAAUAUCCCCACAGCUA
Molecule: messenger RNA, 4733 nt
Organism: Oncorhynchus gorbuscha (pink salmon)
Lineage: Eukaryota; Metazoa; Chordata; Actinopteri; Salmoniformes; Salmonidae
Product: monocarboxylate transporter 1-like
Exons: 5
Coding region: 370-1776 (468 amino acids)
Biological process (GO): monocarboxylic acid transport; transmembrane transport
Cellular component (GO): membrane
Molecular function (GO): monocarboxylic acid transmembrane transporter activity
Source: RefSeq, a predicted model, not a curated record